CAUUUGGCUUGUUUAGUGUUCGUUGUUUUGUGCCACAAUUUUCUCAUUUUUCUGAGUGUUUUUCGGCAACAAUGUUUCGUCAAAUAAAUCAGGCCAUUUUGUUGUGUGCUGUUUUUGUUGUCGUCAAUUGUUUCCCUGAUGGCGGUCCAGCGGAUACAUGUGUCAAGCCUGGACGAUUCAAUCAGCCAAAUCAUGGACAAGCCAGAACUCAGCCAAUUGGCACUUUGCCGUACGAGGUGGUAGCCACCACUGAUCAAUAUCAACCAGGACAACAAAUUCAAAUCACCGUUCGUGGUCCCGAAUAUUUCCGCGGAUUCUUCAUACAAGCGCGAGAUGCCGAAACUAACGAAUGGAUUGGCACAUGGCAAGACAGCCAAAAUACAAAAACAAUUCCAGAAUGUGCAUCAAUCACCCAUGCAGACAAUCGUGAUAAGGAAGGCGCAAAUCUUAUUUGGAAUGCACCACAGCAUAAGAGUGGUCGAGUUUAUUUCACUGGAUCCAUCGUUAAAAAUUACUCCACCUUUUGGUCAGAUGUCGUCGCCAAAAUCCCCUUUUAUCAGAGAUGAACACACUUUAAUUUUAUGAAGGAACAAACAAACCGAUCAUUUCUUUUGACAUAAUUCAAUGGAAUUUUUGAAUUGUCCAGGCACCGAAAAAAAAACAAAAUUGUC
Sitodiplosis mosellana (orange wheat blossom midge) is the source of this 671-nucleotide messenger RNA. Its product is annotated as putative defense protein 3. The transcript has 4 exons. The record is from RefSeq and is a predicted model, not a curated record. NCBI's taxonomy places the organism in Eukaryota, Metazoa, Arthropoda, Insecta, Diptera, Cecidomyiidae. Bases 72 to 566 code for a protein of 164 amino acids. Gene Ontology annotation, molecular function: oxidoreductase activity, acting on metal ions.